Molecule: messenger RNA, 777 nt
Organism: Spodoptera littoralis (African cotton leafworm)
Lineage: Eukaryota; Metazoa; Arthropoda; Insecta; Lepidoptera; Noctuidae
Source: the annotation of a GenBank genome assembly
CUGGUUCUGUGGUGUUUCGUGUUUUCUGGUUGCUGUAAUCAGUACUAAUUAUAUAUAGUUGUAUUUCUUUUCAGUUAUAAUUCCACGAAUCAUAAUUAGUGCAGCACCGUAAAUAACGGUUUUCUUUAACCAUAUCCCACAAUAGCAACAUCAUGUUGGUGUUAGUACUUGGUGAUCUGCACAUUCCUCAUCGCUGCAGUAGCUUACCUCUGAAAUUUAAGAAGCUGCUGUUACCUGGCAGAAUACAACACAUUCUGUGUACCGGCAACCUCUGUACAAAGGAGUCCUAUGAUUAUUUGAAGACUUUAGCCAGCGAUGUCCACGUUGUUAGAGGAGAUUUUGAUGAGAUUUCAACAUAUCCAGAACAAAAAGUUAUUACCGUAGGCCAGUUCCGUAUUGGUCUCAUUCACGGUCAUCAAAUUGUACCAUGGGGUGACGAAGAGUCCCUGGCACUGGUGCAGAGACAGCUAGACGUGGACAUCCUCAUAUCAGGCCACACGCAUCGGUUUGAAGCGUACGAGCAUGAGAACAAGUUUUAUAUCAACCCUGGAUCAGCUACUGGAGCCUUCACACCUCUCUAUCAGGAAACAAUUCCAUCAUUUGUGUUGAUGGACAUCCAAAGUUCGACAGUGGUGACAUAUGUAUACAAACUACUUGGAGAUGAAGUCAAAGUGGAAAGGAUUGAAUAUAAAAAAGCUUAACCAUUAUGUUAUGUUAUAUUAAAAUAGUUAUAAUUAAUUAUUACAUUAUACAAAGAUUUUAAUUUUAUAUAGGAUG